Messenger RNA from Kuraishia capsulata CBS 1993, 396 nucleotides. RefSeq lists its product as uncharacterized. Lineage: Eukaryota; Fungi; Ascomycota; Pichiomycetes; Pichiales; Pichiaceae. The record is from RefSeq and is a predicted model, not a curated record. Gene Ontology annotation, biological process: translation. The transcript has a single exon. Gene Ontology annotation, molecular function: structural constituent of ribosome. Gene Ontology annotation, cellular component: ribosome; cytosolic large ribosomal subunit. Bases 1 to 396 code for a protein of 131 amino acids.
AUGGCUGCUUCAUUACCACACCCAAAGAUUGUCAAGAAGCACAAGAAGGCUUUUAAGAGACACCACUCUGACCGUUAUGACCGUGUUGGUGAGAGCUGGAGAAAGCCAAAGGGUAUCGACUCUUGUGUGAGACGUCGUUUCAGAGGUACCAUCUCCAUGCCAAAGAUCGGUUACGGUUCUAACAAGAAGACCAGACACUUGAUGCCAUCUGGCCACAAGGCUUUCCUCGUUUCUAACCUUAAGGACUUGGAAGUCUUGACUUUGCACACCAAGACCUACGCUGCUGAGAUUGCCCACAACGUGUCUGCUAAGAACAGAGUUGACAUUUUGGCCCGUGCUAAGGCUUUGGGCUUGAAGGUUACCAACCCUAAGGGUCGUGUUGCUUUGCAAGCUUAA